Molecule: messenger RNA, 2958 nt
Organism: Copidosoma floridanum
Lineage: Eukaryota; Metazoa; Arthropoda; Insecta; Hymenoptera; Encyrtidae
Product: cardiolipin-specific deacylase, mitochondrial
Source: RefSeq, a predicted model, not a curated record
AAAUAAAACGUCAUGUGCAUGUGUUGUUGUUGUUGUUGUUGCUGUUGUCGCCGUUUCAGAUGAUAUACCUAUAAUAAAUUGAUUUAUUGAUAUUAUUAUCGAGCAGACGAGUCGGUCGUCGUGUGUGCACACAAUCAACAAAUCUAUACGCUUGAAUAGAGGGCUCGAGGACGCGGGAGUGGGUGGCGCGGCUCUACUUAAACGAAAGAGUGUGCAAAUAAGUGCGAAAUCGUCAUUCAAUCGCCGACCGUUGCUCUCGUUUCGUGCAGUGCAGCGCGUGUGUUUCGUGUGCGCGGUGGGUGUCUAUUAUCAUUUAAUUCGAUCGAGCGAGCAGAUCAGCGGAUGGCGGCCGGAUGCUCGAAUCGUCCCACAAAUAGCUGAUAUUAGCUUAUUGUUCGCGUGUCUAUAGAUUAUGUUGUGUCGUGUUUUUUUCCCCCCUUUUUUUUUUUUUUUUGGAGCUACCGAAAAAAUAAAAAAACUGUUAGUCAAGACGCUGUGAAGAUUUUUCUCCACAGAAAUACAUAAAAUCUAAAUUGCACGUACGUAUCUCUCGUAUCUCUACGUACAGUUGACAAAUCAACGAGCUUGAGCCUUAAUUUUAACCUUAUACCACGAAAAGCCGACUUCGGGGACAUUGUGAUAAAACAGUGAUUGUCCUCUACUAUCAGCGCAACGUUAAAAGUGAAGACACAAGUGUUGUGUAGAGACAUAAGAUAAGAACGGUAGGAAUGAAGGUCAUAAUAUAACGCGCUAUAGGGGUAACAAAAAUCUGGUCAGAUAGAAGGGCUGUACCUCUAUUGUAAAAAAUCUUUGACACAGCGAAACCAAUGUUUUUGGGGCUCCGCUAAUGCUGGUACUGUAAUUAUGCCGCCAAGUCGACUGGACGCGGUUUACCGGAGCAUCCUUCUCACCAAGUUCUUCACCAAGGGCUGGGGCAGUCCCGAGAACCUGAGAAGGAUAUUCAAAUUUAGAAGAGUCAUAUCCAACAGAGACGCUUGUUACAAUCUCAUACCCAGGGAUUAUCCAAUAUUGAUAACAAAAGACGAAGAAUGGUCAGACUGUCACGUGCUGGAGGGCCAGUUCGAAACGCCACUGGAGAAAAAUCUACCUGGUUUAAUACCUGAAGAGACCAAGACAGCUUAUUUCCAGAUGAUUUUACCUAAAAACUGGAAGUCACAGAAACUCAAGCCAGUGUGCUUGAAUCUUGCUGGCACAGGAGAUCAUUAUUUUUGGCGAAGAAGGAAUCUGUUUGCAAAACCUCUAUUGAAGGAAACAGGGAUAGCAUCCGUUUUGAUAGAAAAUCCAUUUUAUGGUCUUAGAAAACCAAAAGAUCAAAUACGUUCUUGUUUACAUAAUGUUUCUGACAUUUUUAUCAUGGGUGGAUGUCUAAUUAUGGAAUCAAUCGUGAUACUCAAUUGGUGUGAACAGCAAGGUUUUGGGCCUCUUGGUCUUACUGGCCUGUCUAUGGGUGGACAUAUGGCAUCUUUAGCAGCCACCAAUUGGCCAAAACCUAUACCGUUAGUUCCGUGUCUUUCUUGGUCAACUGCGGCCCCGGUAUUCACUCAAGGAGUGAUGAGCGCGUCCAUUAAUUGGGCAUUACUGGAGUCGCAGUAUUUUGAAAAUGAAGUUUACCAAAACGAUUUGGCAAAAAUGGUCAAAAUUAUUGAUCAAGAUGAUGCAUUUCUUGCUGGACAGCACUUUGCAAAACAUUUUCCGGCUAGCAUGAAAAGGUUUAAUAAAAUAAAAGAUGAGUCGCGUGAUGAUGUAAAUAAUUUAAGCUUAAAGUAUGAAAAAGAUGUUCAGACUCCAUUGAAUGGUAAUAAUGGAAAUGGAACUGUUCAAAAGGCACAAUUUGCAGAAGAAAAGGCCGCAGCAACUUUAUUUCCUUUACAUCUUAUUUCAGAUAGGUUUAAAAAUUCUCAAGAAGAUGCAUUGAAGGUUUUUUCUUUUGGGGAUCUCUUAGGGAUCUGCCUAUUGCCUGUGUCGAAGCACCCACUAUUUUCAGAUAAAAAGUGGCGAGAACGCGAAGCCCUUCAGUUCAUGCGUGGUGUGAUGGAUGAGUGUACCCAUCUUCAAAACUUUGAGGUGCCAGUCGACACUGAACUCAUCAUUGCAGUAUGCGCCCGCGACGACGCCUACGUGCCCAGGGAUGACUGCGUGAGUCUAGACAAAAUUUGGCCUGGUGCUGAAAUACGCUUCGUUGAUGCGGGACAUGUCAGCGCCUACCUACUUUAUCAAAAGAUGUUCAGAUCAACGAUUGCUGAAGCUUUUGAAAGGUAUUUAAAAAAAUAUCCAAUGGACAAUAGUUGACGCAAAAGUGAAAAUUUAUUCUCUUGAAAGUGAUAUACUGUUGAGUAUUUAUUUGAACCAAUGAUGACAAAGAUUUUUUAUUCAACCUGUAAUGAAUAAUUUGUGGGUGAUGAGUGAAUUAAAAGAGAAAAAAGUAAUUAGCUGGUCGCUGUUGAAAGAGACCAACUACAAACGACAAUAUAAUAUUGUGAUUGAAUGUCUAUUGUUGUGUGGACUGUCAGUAGAACUGAGUUCUGUUUUAGAUUAUAUUUGAGAGCAGUACAUACAACAGUAUACCGUUCCUAAAUAGUACUCGGGACAGAUCUCUCCUGUCUGUACAAAGAUUAUUGUUAUAAAUGCUCUAUGAUUAUACAGGGUCAAGUUUUUUAAGCACUUGUUUUUUGUUGCAAUAUAGUCCAGAUAGAGAAAUUCACGUAUUUACACAAGACGUUUACAAAUAAAUAUUUUAUUUUGAAAAUCAAAAUCGUAUAUUUUUUAAUACAUUUUUACAAGGACGAUCGAUUCAUUCUGAUGGAAUUUUAAAGUUAUGCCCAUCCACUUAUAAAUUUUUAUUGUUAAUCAGCUGUUUUCAGUUGAACAUUAGAUUGCAAUGUGCAAAAUUUUGUAAAAAUAAAUUGUACAGAAAAUAAAAGAAAAUUAUAUUAAUGA